Messenger RNA from Xiphophorus maculatus (southern platyfish), 4869 nucleotides. It is a transcript of the gene rorca, whose product is annotated as nuclear receptor ROR-beta-like. Gene Ontology annotation, biological process: regulation of transcription by RNA polymerase II. The coding region runs from base 373 to 1797 and encodes 474 amino acids. NCBI's taxonomy places the organism in Eukaryota, Metazoa, Chordata, Actinopteri, Cyprinodontiformes, Poeciliidae. The record is from RefSeq and is a predicted model, not a curated record. Gene Ontology annotation, cellular component: nucleus. The transcript is spliced from 10 exons. Gene Ontology annotation, molecular function: zinc ion binding; RNA polymerase II cis-regulatory region sequence-specific DNA binding; nuclear receptor activity.
CACGAGGCGGGCGUACCGCGGGAUGAGGAUCAUGUGUAGUCCACGCGCUGAAACUGGGUUAGUGCGAGCAGCGGAGCAGGAGAGAGCUGGAAGAAGAAGAGCCGCCACCGCUCGUUUAACACAUCUAGUUUUAUCGCAGCUGCAAGGGGAAAGUAGCAUAUAACAAACAGGCAUCGUUGAUUUAUACGCUAAUAAGGCCAGAGUGAGUUUAGAGAGGGUAAAAAAUAAAUAAAUAAAUAGGAUUUGGUAUUUUGGCAGUUUUCAGCUUAUCUUGCUUGAAGUGAAUAAAUGCCCGUCGCUCUCUGUGCUUUCUUGAUUUUUUUCCACUUGGAGUUACAUGCCCUGGAGAGUUGAUUAAACUCCACCGAAGAAAUGAGAGCUCAAAUAGAAGUCAUUCCCUGUAAAAUCUGUGGGGAUAAAUCAUCAGGAAUCCACUAUGGUGUUAUCACCUGUGAAGGCUGCAAGGGUUUCUUUCGACGCAGCCAGCAAAACAAUGCUAUGUACUCCUGCUCAAGACAAAGGAACUGCCUGAUUGACCGGACCAACCGAAACCGUUGUCAACACUGCAGGCUGCAGAAGUGUCUUGCUCUUGGCAUGAGCCGUGACGCAGUGAAAUUUGGUCGCAUGUCCAAAAAGCAGCGUGACAGCCUGUACGCAGAGGUCCAGAAGCACCAGCAGUCACAGGAGUGCGCUGGAGUCGGCUCCCGCGAGGACAAUGGAGACCUAGCAGAGCACGGCCGCACCUACAGGAGAGGCUCCAGCGCCACGCUCAGCGACCUGGACGACAUCACAACCUUGCCGGAGGGCCUGCUUUUUGACCUGCCCCUCACCCCAGAGGAUGCAGGUGGAGAUUACUGCAGCCUGGAAAUGCUGGGAGGAAGUGCAGGGAGCAGCUCGUCCUCUCAGAGCUCUCCAGAGCAGACCAGCUUGGACUUUAUUGACAGCAACCACAGCAUCAAACACGAGUACCAGCUGUUGCAUGAUUCUGGACUCUUCUCUCAUGCCAUCCUCAACCCUCUGCCAGAGGGCUGCUCCCUUUUGGAAAUAGAGCAUAUAAUCCAGAGUGUAGUGAAGUCCCAUGUUGAGACAAGCCAGUACAACACAGAGGAGCUGAAGAGGAUGGCAUGGAACAUCUAUAAUCCAGAAGAGACUCGUUCAUACCAGACCAAACCAGCUGAAGUGAUGUGGCAGCAGUGCACGGUUCACAUCACCAACGCAAUUCAGUAUGUGGUGGAGUUUGCCAAACGCAUCUCUGGCUUCAUGGACCUCUGUCAAAAUGAUCAGAUUAUUCUACUUAAAGCAGGGUGCAUGGAUGUCCUUCUGAUCCGUAUGUGCCGAGCCUACAACCCCAUCAAUAAUACACUGCUUUUUGAUGGAAAGUUUGCGAGUGCUCAUCUUUUUAAAGCUCUUGGCUGUGAUGACCUUGUGAAUGCUGUGUUUGACUUAGCAAAAACUAUGAGUCGUAUACAGAUGUCAGAUGACGAGAUGGCUCUGUUCAGUGCUGCGGUCCUUCUGUCUCCAGACCGACCUUGGCUGACAGAUGUCCAGAAGAUCCAUAAACUGCAGGAGAAAGUUUAUGUGGGUCUGCAGCGCUGUCUGCAAAAAGAGGGUGCGUCAGAGGAGAAGCUAGCAAAGAUGGUGUCUAAGCUUCCCAUGAUGAGGUCCAUUUGCAACCUCCACAUAGAUAAGCUGGAGUUUUUCCGUCUAGUUCACCCUGAGACGGCAUAUGCCUUCCCUCCUUUGUACAGGGAAGUUUUUGGGAGCGAAAUUACCUUCCCGGACUCUACCGAGGGCUAGUUUAGCUUCUCAGCUAAAUGGUGUGAUUAAACCUAGUGACACUGAGGUGUAUUUAGAGGAAGAUGAAAAUGUGGUGACCGUCAUACGGCAAAACCAACCAGCCCAAUGACAAUCCUGCACGUUACACUUUAGUGCACACUCCUCUCACCUCUGAAGUCCAAACCCUGUGGAGUAGCUUUCACCGCCUUGCAGGCCAAACCUAUUAACUCAACAAAAUGGGAGAAGUUGCUGGGUCGCCAGUGCACGUUACCUCCUUUGUAAAGAAGUGAAGAAACCAUUGAGCAGUAGCCUACAUUGUUUUUGUUUUUUUUCACAAAAAUAUUUUUCUAUAAGACACCUUUAACUGCUUGUUGAGUUUAAUUCCUUUUUGGCGUAGUCUUUGUUACCUUCACAGCCCAUGAAAGUGAUUGUUGAAUGUACCCCCCCACUUACUGCAACCAUUCAUAAUAUACUAGAAUGUAUGAACCCAUAGUAAAAUCCUCACCCUCUCUGGGAAAUUAGCAGUAAUGAUGCCUGCUUCAGGUUAGUGCAGAAACAGUUGUUGCUUCUUUGUGUAUACUUAGUAGCACCCACACAUUGCUGUUUUUGUAACAUGAACAAGCUUAAAGGGACCAUGAUCAAACUCUGAAGCGGGAAGGUUUUUUUUAAUUUUUUUUAUUGUAAGUCAUUUUCAAACCCACAAACACAUUUAACCUACAGCACAAAAGAUAGCACUUAUGCUAAAAUCUGAUUAGUUGUUUGUACGAGCACAACUUUAGAUUUGUCAGUGUACUGUGAGUUGUUGCUUUUUUAUGUAAUUAAUGACCUCAGUCCAAAUCCCUUUUCCCCUUUUCCAAAUGCCACUUAGAAAGUGAGGUAAUUACAGAGGUAUUGUGUAAGUAUUUUCAGAUGUACCUUUUUAUAUAUAAAGUAUAUUUAUAUAUAGAAACAUCUAAAAAGUGUAAAUUAAGAGCAGAGUUUAUACCAGAUGACAGUCAUUUUCUUCUGCUCCAGUUGUCUGGUCCGCUGUUUCUCGAAGAAGUACAAUUGUAGCAGAAAUGAAAAAAGAAGGUGGUUAAUUACUACUUACAAGUUCUUGCUAGGAUCCAAAUAAACCAACCUGGCACAAGAUUUUGCGUGCUAGUAGUGUAACUGCCAGCUGUAAAACCUAUAUUAAACCAGACAGAAAGUCUACAACCGCUCUCCUACUUUGGCUGAGCAGAGCCCUGACCACUGUGGAGAGUUUUCUGGAAGUGCCACAUCUCAGCCCGUUCUUCACAAAUAUCGUUUUUUUUUACUGGCUAAAACUCCAACUGAGACUCAACCAAAAUGUUCAAAAGCUGUGAAGAAAUGUACGAGCUGAAAAGAUAAUAAACUAUAAAAAAUGAAGGGACAAAGAGUUUGAGAUGGCGAUGUUGGAUAGGAGUGUCCUUUAAGCUCCCUACAGCCUCGUUGCUUUAGGGUUUGGGCCAAUUAAAUGUUUUGAUCAGAGAUUUUGUAACUUGUAUUCCUUACUCCCAGCUCCCUUACUACCUCACCUUCUCCAAACACUAGAUGGCAAAGCACAGGGUUGACAGAGCCAUCAGCUACCCCCCUGAGUUAAUACGUACAGUAUGCAUUCAAAGAGAGCCUCAAAAGUAGUAAAAUAAUGCUGGUGAAACUGGAAAGAAACUGAAUAAAACUCUUUAUCUUUUUGUGCUAAAGACAUCUCUUUGACUGCUGCUCUGUUUACUUCAGAGCACUGUAUGCCUUUAGUUCCAGGAAGCCUUGGACAUACACAGAUCUAUCUUGAGUUAGAUCUCUAGAGAUGCCUGCAGGCAUCAUGAAAACUUUUCAUUUGAAGUCGACGGCUGUAUUAGAUUUCUGUAAAACAAUAAAUCUUGUGUACCAGCAGCCCAAAGAGGCCGUGAGAAAUUAAAUUAAAUCUCUAUAUUUGGAGUCCUAAGACAAUCACAUGACAGAUGUUGGAUGUUGUCUAUCUCAGACUAAUCUUUAAGCUGAGUUGGCUUAGCACUGCUGGGACAGUGCUGUUGACCGUUUAUUAUUUCAUGCAGCAUGAAGGGAGACGUCUCCCUUGUUUCGGUACUUAAGAUUGUGGCAUUGUGGGAUUGUGCAAUAAUGUCCUUCCCAUUGUUCUCAGUAUGUCGGGCCUCAGUUGCCGCGUAUUACAGUCAAUGUUUUCUCUCGCACUCCAGCAUAAUAACCUCACUGCUCCGCGAAUAUUCUUAUUCCUAGCAUAAUGUACCAAAUACUUAACUGCUAUCUUUGUAGAUCAGACAAUCCGGUUACAUGGCAUUUACAGAUUGUAACAAAGUGCACUGCUUUGUGUUUCAGGCCUGAGAAUGUUAAACGUGUAGUUUAUAAAGAAUUCUAUAUGUAUGUAUCAAUUUUGCAGGAUUAAAACAGUCCAGAGGGCGGGACCUAUGAUCAGCACUUUCAUGUCCCUUUAGACUCACUCAGGGAGAUAGCUGGGCUCUCUGUCCUACAGCGUCUGCAGUUAGUCGAGCUAGCCGGACACCUUGCACCAACAAAAAAGACCUUUAAACCUUGAUCACUGUGUACAGUACAUGUUUUUGUGAAUGUUUGAUUACAGAAGUAUCAAAGAUUUUACCCCGUGUCUGAUAUCAUUAUUGCAAGACUUUUUUUUUUUUUUUUUGUUGAAAACAUAGAUUAAAUAGGAGAUUAAAAAAAACAAAAAACAACAAUAACAGAUUAAUUGUAAUCUCUGAUUUCUAUGUUGGUUUUGUUGUGAUCUUAUGUUUCUUGAUUUUUAUCCUCCAUUGUUGUACUGUUGUUAUUUUUGCAUCGGUUAGUGUCCUUUUUUCUCUCAGAGAGAUGUAAUUCUAUUUUUUUUAAGAGUUUUUAAAGAUGUCUCUCUAAAGGUUUCUCAUUCGUCAUGAUCCUCCUGUUUAUAAUCUUCUGACUUUAUUUUAAGAUUAUUACUGUUGUUAAAUCAAGAUAGAUUUUAAUAUGAAAUAAUUUAUGUCAUUGGUUGUGAAACCUAAAAGGUUUUAACACAGUGAAGUGUUGUUGCACAAUGGUGAUACUGUAUGUGGAUUUAAGAAUGUAAUAAAAGUCUUUUUACAAGUGAAA